AUGGAGUCCUCUUUCUCGUCGUCGUCGUCCUCCAGGGAUAGAUCAGUAGCCGGUCACUCUGUAACUGUUCGUAAGACAAUUUAUGUGUCUUCUUCUCAAAUCAGCGGCGCCACCACUUUUGAAGUCUCCGGAACGCCAGCAGAUUGUGUGUCUUUAGCAUUAUUAGGGGAAUUGUUCUCGUGGUCAAAGCCUGCUUUGGUCGUCAAUGGAAUAAACAGAGGAUCAAGCUCUGUUUAUAAAGGCUUGCUCAGUUAUUUCAAAAGGGUCUUGUUUAUAAAAGCUUCAAGGUCAUGCUGUACAGUACUGGCUGCAAGACACCGUUCUCCAAUUUUGAGGCCAGUCAAGAAUAUAGGGUUUCACCCUUUUACUCCAUGA
This is a messenger RNA of Prunus armeniaca (apricot), 375 nucleotides long. The record is from the annotation of a GenBank genome assembly. NCBI's taxonomy places the organism in Eukaryota, Viridiplantae, Streptophyta, Magnoliopsida, Rosales, Rosaceae.